This is a messenger RNA of Brassica oleracea var. oleracea, 688 nucleotides long. Its product is annotated as protein phosphatase inhibitor 2-like. The record is from RefSeq and is a predicted model, not a curated record. Gene Ontology annotation, molecular function: protein phosphatase inhibitor activity. Gene Ontology annotation, biological process: regulation of signal transduction. NCBI's taxonomy places the organism in Eukaryota, Viridiplantae, Streptophyta, Magnoliopsida, Brassicales, Brassicaceae. The transcript is spliced from 4 exons. The coding region runs from base 62 to 604 and encodes 180 amino acids.
CCCCAGUCUGCGAGCUACCUAUCGAGGAAAAAAAAAAAGAGUUAGCUGGAGAUCGAAGAAGAUGACUGAUCCAAAGAAGGGGCGUGUACAAUGGGAUGAAGCUAAUAUUGUGGAGAUUGAAUCUAACAAGCCUGUUAGGCAGAAGAUCACUGAGCCAAAGACUCCUUACCACCCCAUGAUUCACGAUGAUGAUGAUGAUGAUUAUGAUGAUGAUGGUUCUCUAUCUCCUAGAGGAGGAAGAUCGUUUGACGAAUGCGUUGAUGAUAUGCAACGUGCGGAAGAAUUGAAGAAUGCUAGGUUUACUAGCCAGGGGUCUGGCUCUGGUGGUGGCGGCUGGAGCUCGGCUGAGGAUGAAGAAGCAGAUCCAGUGGAUCAAGAUAAUGAAGGUUUGGAAGGUGAGAAAAAUGAGAGGUUCAGUGAACUCAGAAGAGUACAUUACGAUGAGUUCCACAAGGUGAAGGAACUGAGAUCCCUAGGGUCCUUCUACGAAGAAGAAGAGGACGAGGAUGAUGGCGCGAGUAAAAAAGCAGAGACAACAACCUCACCACACAGCGAACGCGGCGUUACCAAAGAGGUAGAAGCAGCGGAGAAGUCAUCUUCAUAAACAUCUGUUCAAUCAAAUGUGUACACUCUUGUCCAGGUUUUAUAGAACUCUCUAUUUAAACCUUUUUUAGAACGAAAAGGAACA